Messenger RNA from Caenorhabditis auriculariae, 1333 nucleotides. Lineage: Eukaryota; Metazoa; Nematoda; Chromadorea; Rhabditida; Rhabditidae. The record is from the annotation of a GenBank genome assembly.
AUGCUUUUGUUGCGCAAGGUGACGGACGAGGGCGGAAGAAGAUUUGCGACGGAUGACACGACGUCUCCGCGCUUCGGACGCUGUCUAGCGGGCUGAGCCGAGGCCGGUUUCGUGCCGACGACGCCGCCCCAGCACCUUGCAACGGCAUUUCGCGAAUCAUAUUUAAGCGCAUAAAAAAGCCAUUGAAAUCAGAUCCUUUCAAGGCUCCAACCCCACUUCGAACAUGCAGAAGCUCAUCGUCGCCUUCGCUGUCGUCGCCGUCUCCAACGCCUUCCUCUUCCCCAGCGCCGGAGGAUGCGGUUGCGCGUUAGUUUUCUCACUAUUCUGAAAUUUUUUGUCUCUAUUCAAAUGCCUAAACAAGCAGACUUCAACGUAGGAAGAACACAAUUUGAAAACCUGAACUUUUCAUAAAAUGUUUCUAAGUGACGACUUUCCGAAAACUGAUUUUCCAGUCUUUUGAUUUUCUCAGCUUCUGAGUGAUUUCCUCAUCUUUGAAACAUAGAAGAUGGAUGUUGACUUAUUUUUUGAAUACCUUAGUCAAAGUAAAUAAUAUUUAGCUAAGCAUGAAAAAAAGUUUUGAAAACAUUAAUUAGCUCCCUGUUUUUUUUGUACAGUUAUCUUAAAAAACAUGUGAGAAAUGUAGAAAAGUUUAAUUUGGACCUAAACUUUAGCUAUUCUAAAUGAGCGAUAACCCUGUUUUCGAGUUUUGAACCGAUGUGUAUGAAGCUCUGAAAAAAUCUUUUUAAUCAGUUGUAGUAAUGUUUUUUUCCAAAUCCUUUUUUUGAAUUUAUCAAUUAGACUUUAAUUUCCGAUUAUCAGAAAGUAGAUGAGAAAAAAAGAUUCGAUUUCAAUUAUUAUUCAAAAUUCAAAUAUUCUUAAAAAAAUAAUAAAAAGAUAUACUUUCAGCCCACCUCCACCAGCGCCAUGCGGCUGCGGCGGCGGACUUCCUCCACUUCCAGCUCUCCCGCCACUCGCCCUGCCAGCUCUCCCUAGCCUCGGAGGCGGCUGCGGAUGUGCUCCUCCUCCAGCUCCAUGCGCUGCUCCAGCUCCAGUCGGCUGCGGAGCUGCUCCAGUCGCCGCUCCAGUGAGUAAUAGCUCUACCAAGCUUAAAUUGAAUCUCUUCUUCACUUCACUAUCUUCUACUCAGGCAUACGCCACCGCUCCAUCUGGCCCAAUCGGAGGAGGCUCGUACGCUACUGGACUAAUCGGAGGUGCUGGCCCAAUCGGCGGAGGCUCUUACUCUGCUGGACCAGCUAUCGGAGGAGCCUCCCCAGUUGGUGGAGCUUCUUACGCUGCCGGACCAGCCGGUGGAUCCUACCCAGUUGGAAAGUAA